GUAAUAUUUGAAAUAUAAUAUUAGUGUUAUUAAGUUGUAUCUCAAAAUCGAUUACCUGAGAAUUAAGCUAUGAACGUCUUUGUGGUAUUUAUUAUCUAUAUGUUUUCUGUGAUGUCGGAAGAUCACCCAAAUGUAAGCCCUGAAGAUGAAGAGUUUUCCGAGAGCGGGGUUCUUAUGGAUUUUCUAACAGCUCUAGAAAGACAAAGCGGCUUAGUAUCAUUAGAGCCCAACUAUGUAGUAUAUGGGAUAAAUUGCCCUGAUUUUAAUCAAUGUACGGUUAAUCCAAGUGGAGAUUUAAUAUGGGAAGUCAGAUCGCUUUUUUAUAGUUCAUAUAUGAUGCACGGGCAAGAGGAUGAGGAUGCGCAAAAAGUAACAAUCGAUGGAUGCUUAAAAUAUAACCCCACAGAUUCUACUGCCUAUAACCAGUGCAUGCAACAAGUUAGAAGAAGCAUGAGAAUAGAUAUGGCAGUCAAGUUUGAUUCAAUUUUUAGGAGUCUACUUGAAGCAAACUGUAGUUUAAGUAGUGAAAAUUGUUACGAUGGUAAUUAAACUAAUUUGUGAAGUAAAUUUUAA
Messenger RNA from Anthonomus grandis grandis, 573 nucleotides. RefSeq lists its product as uncharacterized. Lineage: Eukaryota; Metazoa; Arthropoda; Insecta; Coleoptera; Curculionidae. The transcript is spliced from 3 exons. The record is from RefSeq and is a predicted model, not a curated record. Bases 70 to 549 code for a protein of 159 amino acids.